CGAACCGUGCGCCACGCGAUAGUCCGCUGUCCGUCCGUCGUCUGCGCGUGUGUUGUGUGUGCGUUGGAGAAGGAGUCAGCGGCGGGCAAGAAGUGGACAAAUUUUGCACUUCAACGAAAACCGAACCGAACGAAUUAAGAAAUUGGCGCCAAUCCGCACUCCGCACUCCGGGCUCUACCGUUAGCGACGGAUUUUGACGGAUUUUGCAAGCUUCCGGUGGAGAUUUGUUAACUGCCAACACCACGCGACACCGCGAAAAUGGCGGCGACAAACAUCAGCGAAAGCAUCCCGUUCUACGACGUGUUCGGGUACUACGAGUGGACCCUGACGCUGGCGGACCCGCGGACGAAGGGCUGGCCGAUGGUGGAUUCCGUCGUGCCGACGCUCACCUGCGUGUGCAUAUACCUGUUCCUCGUCUGGAUUGGCCCCAGAAUCAUGCGUGACCGGAAACCGUUCGACCUCACCUCAUUUCUGAUACCCUACAACCUGGCCAUGGCCCUGCUGAAUCUGUACAUCUGCCUGCAGCUCUUCGUGGGCUCGACCAUGCGACGGUACAGCUACAUCUGCGAACCGUGCCGGCAAAGCUUCGAUCCGGCGGAACUGCGCAUCGUCGACGCCGUCUGGUGGUACUACUUCUCCAAGGUGCUCGAAUUCUCCGACACGUUCUUCUUCAUCCUGCGCAAGAAGGACAAUCAGCUGACGUUCCUGCACGUGUACCAUCACAGCACCAUGUUUUCGUUCUGGUGGAUCGGCAUCAAGUGGGUGCCCAGCGGAAGCACGUUCCUUCCGGCGAUGGUCAACUCGUUCAUCCACGUGCUAAUGUACGCGUACUACGGUCUUUCCGCGGUCGGACCGCACAUGAACAAGUACCUGUGGUGGAAGAAGUAUCUCACGAUCCUGCAGCUGAUUCAGUUCACCGUCGCCAUGAUUCUCGGAAUCAACGGAAUCGUUACGGGGUGUGAGUUCCCGCUCUGGAUGCACUACACGCUGAUCGGUUACAUGAUCUCUUUCAUCGUGCUUUUUGGCAACUUCUACGCCCAAGCAUACCUGCAGGGCAAACCAAUCCGGCAGUUCGAAAUCAACUGCAUCAACAUGGGCGCCAUCAAAGAGCCGAAGGAGAAAUGCAACUAACAGUCAACGGCAGGGGACGACCCUCGAGGGGUCCUUCGUCUUCCCACCACCAAAUGCUCCCGAGUCUCUACUAGGCACACUCCAUCAGCUUCCAUCUUCUUUUUCGCCUCUAUCGAUUCUUUUUGUACAUUAAUGUUUCCGAUUGUCCCGUGCCAGGGCGCACGGUUGCGUUUUCUCUCGCGUUCCGUUUGGUAGGAAAUUGAUUAGGGAUUGCUUCCGGCACGGUGGGCUUGUUUGUAUGUAAGAUGGCGACGAGAGCGGCAGCGAAUUCAAUAAAAUAAUUUUAUGU
Molecule: messenger RNA, 1420 nt
Organism: Anopheles cruzii
Lineage: Eukaryota; Metazoa; Arthropoda; Insecta; Diptera; Culicidae
Product: elongation of very long chain fatty acids protein 4-like
Exons: 6
Coding region: 259-1131 (290 amino acids)
Biological process (GO): fatty acid elongation, saturated fatty acid; fatty acid elongation, monounsaturated fatty acid; fatty acid elongation, polyunsaturated fatty acid
Cellular component (GO): endoplasmic reticulum membrane
Molecular function (GO): fatty acid elongase activity
Source: RefSeq, a predicted model, not a curated record